This is a messenger RNA of Aspergillus puulaauensis, 369 nucleotides long. RefSeq lists its product as uncharacterized. The coding region runs from base 1 to 369 and encodes 122 amino acids. The transcript has a single exon. NCBI's taxonomy places the organism in Eukaryota, Fungi, Ascomycota, Eurotiomycetes, Eurotiales, Aspergillaceae. The record is from RefSeq and is a predicted model, not a curated record.
AUGCAUUGGCUCGAGACCCAGACUGGUCGGAAAGCUGAGUUCGAAACGCAAGAUACAACAGAACAAAGCAGCAAGGAAGAUCAAGCAAGUGCAGCCAGUACAGAUACAGCUCCUGAGCCCACUAUGCACGUCUGUAUUGCCCGCAAACUGCAAAGAAGAAAGGAGGACGGCGAACGUAGAGGCGUUAGAAUUGCCGGACACCUGGAAUGGGAGAAGAGAUUGGAUUCGCUUCGGGAGAUGACUCCGCUAGCAGAAGAGGUUCCUGCUGCUGUUCGGGCUCUGGCGGCAUUGAAGGAAGAAUGCGAUGCUACAUAUGCAAUGCUGGAACUUGUUAGGAAGUGUGACCCGGACAGGAAAAGUAAUAGUUAG